Messenger RNA from Aplysia californica (California sea hare), 2846 nucleotides. RefSeq lists its product as uncharacterized. The record is from RefSeq and is a predicted model, not a curated record. The transcript has 6 exons. The coding region runs from base 1854 to 2846 and encodes 330 amino acids. Lineage: Eukaryota; Metazoa; Mollusca; Gastropoda; Aplysiida; Aplysiidae.
AUAUUGUGAAACUCAAACAUUUUAAACAUCAAAUUUCUCAAAACUAGGUACUGAGCAAAUAGAACCUUGUAAUUCUGAGGUAGCGAGAAGUCUAGUGGUUAUACUCAAUGCACGGGGCCAGUCGAAUUAAUUUGGCUGAGUUGGUGCCAGCCAAAUUUUUCUUCGUGAAUGGUGCAAAGGUUAUCACAUUGGCAUAUUACAAUCGAAUUUAAUAUUGUGUCAAUGAGGGCGUAAAGCACCAACAUAAAGAGCCCAAACAAAUUCACCUGACUGCGUGGUUGUCUUGAGUUGACAAUAAAUUUCCGCACCUGCCGAAUUGUAUAUUCAGUGGCAGAUUCACCUUUGAUCGUAUCUCGGUUAGAUCUGCGUCAUCCGUGGCGUAAUAGUGUUAGGCUCUUCGAUUUUGCACCCCAAAGACCUGAGUUCGAUUCCCGAAAAAAGCUAUUUUAUCGAGUUUCUCUUUUUGUCUGCCGGGUUGUUAUUAUAUCCCUUUCAGUGAGUGCAUGUUAAGCAAAGUCGGUACUGUCAGAGCAGCCCUCUUUCUAAACAAUCUAAUUUGUGUCGAUGGGGAUGUAAACAUUCACACUCAAUCGUGCCUCUUUUCCUUUGGACAACAGUAUGGAAACCGGAGACACCAGUGUCCGGUAUCUGCCUCUGUGUGCAGAUAAAAUACGUAUGCAGGCUCAGAGCAGCCUUCCCUUUAAAUGAACGUAAUUGCCUCGAUGGGAUCACACUAUAGAUUGCAAUAGAAUGUUCUUUUCAUAUACCAGUGCACUGGACAGUCUAUUCUUCUUUCAGAACAAAACACAAAGUAAAAUAACAUUUUAAACAAAUGUGUAUAACUGUUUCUCGGUAUGAACAUAAGGCAACAUUGUGUGUAAUAUUCUUGGAAUACAUUUUGAUAGUAUUUGUACUUUUACUUUUUCAGAUACCGUCUCCUUCUUGAUUGAAAUUGUGUUGAUUUAGGCGUAAAACAUUUCCAAUCAUCAAGUCCUACGGGUAAUAUAGGCUACACCGUGGAUUGGUCUGUAUUUGUGAGGUGUCGCGGAGAAACCAAGAGCUCAUCAAAACGAUGAAAUAAAAGAAACCGGCAUUUUUCUGGGCGUAGAGCAAUUUUUUUAAAUUGAAUUUCAUUUUUUGGCUCUACACCCUUUAUGUACUUUUGAAAAUACAAUUCUGUGUGGAUGCUAUCGAAAAAAAAACCCCAGUGACUAAAGACUAAAAAAAAGUAAAUUUCUGGUUUCCAAGGACACUCAAUUUGUAGAAGCCACCAAACUUCGGUGACCUUUUUCUUGCUAAUUUUACCUCUCACACCAGGCGACCCACACCUCCUUCAUUUAUUACUACAAACAAAUAGACGUCUAUUCAAGAUAAACAGGUAUUUUUGUUCGCCAAGUGCAAGACAAAUGAAUCAGCUUUAAGGUGAUAUUAAUAACUUCAUAAACCCAAAAAUUGACGAGUGCCUGAUUCCUCCGCGUAAUGGAACAUUCUAAAAACCGCACACACGGUUAUUUGCUCACUCCAAUAAGGUCUACGUUUCUUUAGCACAGGGCACUGUGAAUCGAAACCUGAGAGUCGAACAUAGUGUCGAGAGUUUUAUUUUUUGCAAAUUUUGGAUAUCACUUGAGAACAUUCCCCACAAUAGAGGGUCUGAUAAUUGUGGGUCAAGUUAUUGUGCACAUGUUAUAAGUGCGGUAAAUACGCAAAAGCUGCAAGUUGUUUCCUUAAACCGUUGUUAAGUCUCUAUUUGUGUGCUCGCAUUCUACAUGUAGCACGGGACAGCCUGACAAAGUCAACGUACAUCGAGCAAAGUGGUGACAGUGAGUUGUCAAGACACUUGGAGAAAAUUGGAGAUGAAUGCGUCAUCGACACGAAACACUGUGAUCCCUUCCAAAUUUCUGACCGGUGUGGGCUCCAGCUACAGGAUGUGCUGCGAAAACAUCACCGCGUGCAUGAUGGUGCAGAGGAUGUGGCCGUUGAACCUGACCGGUGUUCAGAGAAGGCUACGAGCCAGGGAUAUGUCCACCUACAGCACGGUUGUUUGUCUACAGAUCUAUGCUAUUCCUUUUCUCGUACUAUUAGGUAUCUUCUUGUCCACGUUCACCUGCGUGGUGUUGCUGAGGACGAGACUAAGGAAAAAGUUCUACUCCCACUUCCUGGUGGGCGUGUCCGUGUGUUCCCAGGGCUUUCUGCUCACAGUCAUGGUCAACUGGAUGUUCAAUCAGGGUGUGCCGGUAUUUGGUGUGGCUGGAGUUUGUCAGAUGACCAUUUUCUGCAGCCAUUUUUUCCCGUUCUUGGUGUUCUGGUUGAGCGUGGUGGGCGCCAUGAUGAUUCUACUGGACCUCACCCGACUCAGGACAUACAAGUGGAUGAACUCUCCUGGGGCUGCCAAGUCCUGGGUCAUAGGCCUGAGUUUACUGGCGUUCACCGUGUAUUCUUACAAGACGUGGACUCACGGUGUAUUUCGCUACCGAGACCGAGACAUGUGUAUCGUGUUCCCUGAGAAUGAGGCUGUGAUGGAAGUGCUCAACGUUAUCGACUUGAUGCUUCUCCUUUACCUACCAAGCUUCAGUUUUCUCUUCUUUGACGUGGCUCUGGUGUUUUGGAUUUGCUGUCGCGCUUCAAAGGUAACCUGGAAAUGGGUGUACAAACAAGAGCCUGGCACAGAUGACCUGACGGUGAACCAAGCCUUACAGAUCCUGUUCUACCUCUUCUUCGUGGUCAAUCCGAUCUUCCCUUUCUGCGUUUCCCGAAAGUUCCGGCGGAAUGUCUCCGUCCUCAUCUCUCACGGCUGCUCCAAGAACAUCGCCAUGAGGUACCUGCGACCUGCCUCUCCGACGUUGUAG